UGCGUUCCUGCAAGUAACACAUAAAACACUGCAGCUUCAAAAACACUUCUAUCCCUUUUCUGGAACAGAAUACACUGGAACUUCAAUUAUACUUUUUUAAUUAAUUUAAUUAGUUUGGUUAACUGUAUGGAAAAGUUCGAUUUUCUAAUGCAGCUUGGAUCUAACAAGGGAAGGCAGAAAAGCAGUCUUCACUAGAAUGACAGAUUAACAAAACACAAUACCGGGUAAUGCAAGAAGCGAAAGCAAGUUGACUUUUGGAUUUUCAAUCUACUACAGAAGCAAAGCAUCGAUAAGGUUUGUUUGUUGUCUUUUCUGAAAUCCAACACAUUCACUUCAAAAUGAAGAUAUUUACAUGGACUUUGGGUAUGGUAUUAUUUCUACUACUGUCUACAGGCCAUUGCAGAGAACAGGCUGCACUCAAUAAAGUAUCCCAGAAACGGCAUCCUCGUUCAACAGAUGGUGGAGAAGAAGGGAAAAAGUGUGGUUACACGUUCCUGGUUCCUGAACAAAAAAUAACAGGGCCAAUUUGUGUAAACACUAAUGGACCACGUUCUGAUAACAGAAAAGAUGAAGUCACAAGGAUGGACAUAGAAAAUCUAAAGGAUGUACUAUCCAAGCAGAAACGGGAGAUUGACGUCUUGCAACUAGUGGUGGAUGUAGAUGGAAAUAUUGUGAAUGAAGUAAAAUUGUUGAGAAAAGAAAGUCGUAACAUGAACUCUCGAGUCACUCAACUUUACAUGCAGCUCUUGCAUGAGAUAAUCCGAAAGCGAGAUAAUUCUCUUGAGCUUUCCCAACUGGAAAACAAAAUCCUCAAUGUUACAACAGAAAUGCUGAAGAUGGCAACAAGAUACAGAGAGCUCGAAGUAAAAUAUGCAGCACUGACUGAUCUUGUAAACAAUCAGUCCGUGAUUAUUUCUUUAUUGGAAGAACAAUGCUUGCGGGUAUUCUCACGACAGGACACACAUGGGUCCCCACCUCUUGUUCAGGUGGUACCACAGCACAUACCUAACAGUCAACCCUAUACACCUGUGCUUUUGGGAGGUAAUGAAAUUCAGAGAGACCCAGGUUAUCCUAGAGAUAGAGAUGUAAGACCACCACCUGAUCCAGCUACUUCUCCUACAAAAAGUCCAUUUAGGAUACCGCCACUAGCUUUAAUUAACGAAGGCCCAUUCAAAGACUGUCAACAAGCCAAAGAAGCUGGGUAUUCCAACAGUGGAAUUUAUAUGAUCAAACCUGAAAACAGCAAUGAGCCAAUGCAGUUAUGGUGUGAGAACAGCCUGGACCCUGGAGGCUGGGCAGUUAUUCAGAAAAGGACAGAUGGAUCUGUCAAUUUCUUCAGGAAUUGGGACAGUUACAAGAAAGGAUUUGGCAAUGUUGAUGGAGAGUACUGGCUGGGACUAGAAAAUAUCUACAUGCUUACCAAUCAGGACAAUUACAGGUUGUUGAUUGAACUAGAAGACUGGAGCAAUAAGAAAGUUUAUGCAGAAUACAGCAGUUUUCGCCUGGAGCCUGAAAGUGAAUUUUAUAGGUUACGUCUGGGAACUUACCAAGGAAAUGCUGGGGACUCCAUGAUAUGGCACAAUGGAAAACAAUUUACAACACUAGACAGAGACAGAGAUAUGUACACAGGAAACUGUGCCCAUUUCCACAAAGGAGGCUGGUGGUACAAUGCCUGUGCACAUUCUAACCUUAAUGGAGUGUGGUAUAGAGGAGGCCAUUACAGAAGCAAGUAUCAGGAUGGGAUUUUUUGGGCUGAAUAUCGAGGAGGUUCAUACUCCUUGAAAGCAGUUCAAAUGAUGAUCAGACCAAUUGACUGAGUGGGGAGAAGUUAAAGCUCUAUCAUGCUCAAGUGAUCAAAUAGAAAAAAAACAAAAAAAACUUUUCAGUGCCUGGAUUCCAGAAAGAGUUACAUUUAGACCCUUAUUUUGCACAAUUUAGCUCUGCAAGAUGCAGAGCUACAAGUAUAUUUUAUUUGGGUUUUUUGUUCUUGUCUUCUUAAAAACUUUCUUACUGUGAGACAGCAUUUGUUACCUAUACGAGCUUGUAAUAACAUACAAAACAUGCAGGAAUUCCACCUGCAAUAAAUAUUUAUCUUUGUCCAAGUCCAAAACACAUGUAGUCAUUAAAGCUACUAAAAAAAGAUUUUCCAGUUGAAAUACAAGCUAUGAGCUUCUUCAGAUUCGUUCAACCAUUAUAUUUAAUGUGUGAAAUGAUUUAGUUUAAUAUGAAAAUUAUUCCAUUUCAGUUAUUUAACAAUUUAUUUAAAAUCUUUAUUAUAGGACGACUACUUAUAAAAAAACUGAUUUCACAUUAUUAUUAUUUUGAUAUUUACAUAUGCAAAUGAACUUGCAUCCUAAAAAAGACAAAAAUGAGACACUAGAUUUGCCUGAAGAAAUAUAUUUUGCACCAGUUAUUUCAAUACGGAGUUGCAAAUUAAGCAGAAAAUAAAUGUCAACGGCAUAGAAAACUCCUCCUAGAACGUGUGCAUCCUGCCUCUCAGCACACUUACAUAACAAUGUUCUCUGCAUGAUAAAUGAGAACAAAAGUAAGAAUGAAGUUAUAAUAAAACAUAUACUUUUAAGAAGCUGCAAAAAUAAAUUCCUUAGUGCUCAUAUCUUCUACUUGCUUUGGUAUUCAACACAUCUGGCAGACAGAGUGCUAUGGUACGUACUCCACUAAACAUGAAACACUUUCCUAAUAGCUUGAACUCGAACAUAACAGCAAAAGUGGUAUAAAUAAAAAAAAGGGCAAAUUAGAGCAUGAUACACAGAGGAUCUCAACAUCCCUCUAAUUGCAACCUCAUCCCAUUUCCCAAAGAGACGCCAACAUUAUUUUGGUAAUUUUUUUUUUUAUUUUAUUUAUUUAUUUUUUUUUAACUUUUAUUCAUUUCUGAUUUGAACAAAAUCCUGCAGUUUAUAUUAUGCCAAUAUGUAUCAAUUUGUUUCUAAACUCUGUAUAGAUACCCUCCAUGGGAUGUUUAUGUUUUUCUAGACAGGCAAAGGAAGCUGAUAUGCAGCUGUAAAUCAACCUUCAAAGCAAAACUUAAGUAUUUUUUCUUGUUGUUUUAUUUAGUUUCUUUUGCAGUUUGUUUUUUUUAUGGUAAACCUAAGCUGACACUCCAGUUGACUAAGUGGGUGAAAAAGAUAAGGACAUUUAACUACUUCACUUGCAUAUGUAUCUAAUGAAUACCAAAAAAAAAAUGUAAUCCAAAAGGUAGGAUUUUCUUGGUUUCACGGUCUCAAGUAGAUUUUGUUAACAGUUCAAAGAACAGUUCCAUGGAAGAAGUUUGUUUUCAUGGAAGAAGUUUUGAACAGUUUGUUCAACAAAAUAGUUUAAAAUCCAAUUCUUAACUUCUACAAUGCAGCUAAUAUACAUUAUAAAGCUGCAAAUGAGGUGACUUUUAAACUCUAACAUUUUACUCUAUAAAAUUUUCAGUCACAUGAACUUCUCAAAUCUGCCACUCUCCCCCUUCGUAGCUGGCAAAUAUCUUCGUUAUAAAGCUAAAAAAGGACUUUUAAACUAAAGCUUAAGACUAUUUCUUAAUGGAUUUUAGGAGUUCCAUCUCAACAUGCACAAAAUAUAUUUUUUCGUGUCCCUGAAAGAACAGAUCCAUCUCAGUAUAUGCCUGGGCACCUUUUCUGUAACCACUUGUAAGGCUGUGAGGUAAAGACUAAACUGCAUUAUUGCUAGGUUUGGCAAGAUUCAGGGUUUUUUUUUUUCCACUAAUCAGUAAGCAUGGAUAAAAUGUUGAUCUCACCUCACACAGUCCGGUGAAAAAAAUACUUCCAUUGUUAAUAAUCAAAAUUUAUAGAAAGGGGGCUUAAGAAAAAUGAUAGCUGAUGGAGUGUGAGACAGAGGGAGCAGUCCCUGCAGAACCAUGCUGACUGUAGCUUGGACUGCAACUCCCGAAACCUCAGGGGACUAGGAACAAAGGAAGAGGAAGUGACAAAGUGGACAAGGGAGCUACAGGCAAGUGGAGCUAAAAGGGAGGGCAGCUCUGCUGCUCAGCCGGCGCAGUCCUACAGUUGUUACAUUUGUUGAGGCAGGUGGUUAAAAUUCACAAUCCUGAAAAUUUAAAUAGAUAAAAAUUUAAAUAAAUGCUUAAAAUGAAUAGCAAUAUUAUCUAUCAAAAUAAUUAAAAAAUAAAAGUUGAAUUGUGCCAAGCCUAAUUAUUGAAAGAUACCCACGAGUUGACAGUAGGUCUAGCUGACUGACUUCAAAGUCUUAAGGGGUAAGAUUUAUCUUAAGCAAUAUCAGCAAUCAAAAUUCAUAUUUCUUAACCAUUUAGACAAAAAAAUGCAACUUUAAGAGUCUUCCAGGAUCCUUUAAGUAAGAUGCAUUUGCCACGAGUUAACAAAUUCACUGAGUCCAUGAGCUUUGUUAACAUAAUGGACAUCAUAACAUUUCAUUCUUAGCUACUUUAGAUGCCAAGAUCCUGAUCUAAAGCCUUAUUGCUUUUCAAUCAAGCUGGAGGGGAAAGCAGAGAGCCUGUUGACAGAAGAUAGGAUGCAUGCAUAGAAGGCAACAGAAAGUGAACAAUUUUAUUCUAGGGAAGGAGAUGGAUAACUGCCUUGACCUGAAACUACAUAAGAAAAAUAAUGGGCGAAACGGAGAAUACCUUAUAGACAAAGGACAGCCUGUGGCCUAGAAGAAUAAGCACUGCAUUGGGAGUUGCACCAAUCACUUAAAAGUGAUUAAAAUGAGUUCCAAGUUUCAACUACACGUAUGUAAUCUGUAAGAGGCUACUUAACCAGAAGACUUGUCAUGUCCGAGUCUGCUGACAGACUUGAAAACAAACAAACAAAACCA
This is a messenger RNA of Alligator sinensis (Chinese alligator), 4809 nucleotides long. RefSeq names its product angiopoietin like 1 (gene ANGPTL1). The coding region runs from base 339 to 1817 and encodes 492 amino acids. The transcript is spliced from 5 exons. Gene Ontology annotation, biological process: cell surface receptor protein tyrosine kinase signaling pathway. NCBI's taxonomy places the organism in Eukaryota, Metazoa, Chordata, Crocodylia, Alligatoridae. The record is from RefSeq and is a predicted model, not a curated record.